GCCGGUGUCUCCAACAUGGCGGCUCCCCAAGAUGUCCACGUCCGGAUAUGUAACCAAGAGAUUGUCAAAUUCGACCUGGAGGUGAAGGCGCUUAUUCAGGAUAUUCGUGAUUGUUCAGGACCCUUAGGUGCACUUACCGAACUGAAUACUAAAGUGAAAGAGAAAUUCCAACAGUUACGUUACAGAAUACAGGAGCUUGAGCAGUUGGCUAAAGAGCAAGACAAAGAGUCAGAGAAGCAACUUCUCCUCCAGGAAGUGGAGAAUCAUAAAAAGCAGAUGCUCAGCAAUCAGACCUCAUGGAGGAAAGCCAAUCUUACUUGCAAAAUUGCAAUCGACAAUCUAGAGAAAGCAGAACUUCUCCGGGGAGGAGAGCUCUUAAGGCAAAGGAAAACCACUAAGGAGAGCCUGGCCCAGACGUCCAGCACCAUCACAGAGAGCCUGAUGGGGAUCAGCAGGAUGAUGUCCCAGCAGGUCCAGCAGAGUGAGGAGGCCAUGCAGACUCUAGUCAAUUCUUCACGAACAAUCCUGGAUGCAAAUGAAGAAUUUAAGUCCAUGUCGGGGACCAUCCAGCUGGGCCGGAAGCUCAUUACAAAAUACAAUCGCCGGGAGCUGACGGACAAGCUUCUCAUCUUCCUUGCUCUGGCUCUUUUUCUUGCUACAGUCCUCUAUAUCUUGAAAAAGCGGCUCUUUCCAUUUUUAUGAGAUCCCAAAGCUGCCAGCUAUGGCCCUUUCAGCUCCUGUUUCAGGGUCCGUCCAGCUCCUGAGCACCUGGCACAGGAUGUCAAGCUGAGCCACACCUGUGUUUGCUCCAGUUGCUCAGCAGGUCAGGUGGAAACAGCUCCCUGGUUUUCUGCAAGUGGGUGGCUUGCAGAGGGCGAGCAGAGCCACGGGCAGGCCCAUCCUUGGGACAUCAUCAGGACUCCUGAGCCCCUCGUGCACUGUGGGGGCUGCCGGUUGGAACACUCAGAGCCCAGCUACUAGGAUGUGAUCCUUCUCUCCCCCUGUCCCACUGAGCUCCUACAUGCCAGAUCUGGUAAAGGGAAGAGAGAAGAGGUGGGAAGAAGGGUGAUGAAAACUCAAGGCCAUUCCCUGAAUAAACUUGAUUGUAUUUAAUAAAAUAAAAUGCUUUUUAUU
Molecule: messenger RNA, 1134 nt
Organism: Nycticebus coucang (slow loris)
Lineage: Eukaryota; Metazoa; Chordata; Mammalia; Primates; Lorisidae
Gene: BNIP1
Product: BCL2 interacting protein 1
Exons: 6
Coding region: 16-702 (228 amino acids)
Biological process (GO): retrograde vesicle-mediated transport, Golgi to endoplasmic reticulum
Cellular component (GO): endoplasmic reticulum; SNARE complex
Molecular function (GO): SNAP receptor activity
Source: RefSeq, a predicted model, not a curated record